AUGUGGUCCCGCAACGUGGUUAUUAGAGGUGGCGACGGAGUACAAAAAGUCAAAGUUUACAGGUGUUGACAUUAAGCCUACUUAUCCAAUUGACACAAAACCGUGCAAUGUCGAAUUUGUUCAGACUGAGGAACUGACUCGUUUACCAUUUGAUGAUAACACAUUUGAUUACGUAUUCUGCAGAGCGAUGAUGUUCGCUUUUAAGAUUACAGACUGGGAGAUUGCCAUAAAAGAAAUUUGUCGGGUUUGUAAAGUUGGUGGUUAUGUUGAAUUCAUGGAAAAAGAUAUUGUUAUUGAAAAUGAAAGAGAGUUCACGAAAAAACUAAGAUUUCGACUUAUAGAAGAAUUGGUGAAAAAGAAUGUUGAGCCGAUAAUUUCACCAAAAAUUAAAGAUUACAUAAAUAAAACAAACCAAUUUACAAGUAUAAAACAUGAACAAAAAACUGUUACGAUAGGUGGGGCCGAUAGACUUAGCAAGGAAUACAAAGAAUUAUUUACGUGGGGGGCUAAAAAUUUGAAGGAAGCAAUGAAAAAAUCCG
Funneliformis caledonium is the source of this 539-nucleotide messenger RNA. The record is from the annotation of a GenBank genome assembly. NCBI's taxonomy places the organism in Eukaryota, Fungi, Glomeromycota, Glomeromycetes, Glomerales, Glomeraceae.